GCUACCACAGUUAAAAUUCGGCUACAUUAGGCUACUAAGGUUAGGAUAAAUGGCGACAUUGGACCCGGGGUUGUUGGCAACACUGCAACCGACAGCGGCAGCCGUUUUUAUUGAAUAUUUCGUGACGGCUCUGCAAAUUUUCGAACACUGCGGCGCGGAAAGCGCCGGUGCGUUACGCGUAGAUGCCUUGAUGGAUAAAUUUGCUCCUUUCGUUAAAACUAACAAGGCUGAAUACACCUACCUAAGAUCCUUGUUGGACCCAGAGCACAGCAACCCUGAAAUCAACGUGACCAAGCUGGCUACUGCAUUGCACGAGUACAGCGAGAGCCAGAAGUCGAAGGCUGAUCUAGAUGAAAGUUUUAACUUAAAAGGUGGAAUAAUGCCUCAAGAUUCUGACUCAGGUAUUUCUUCAGAUGGUUUCCAGCUGGUGGAAGAGCUGCAAAGUGAACUGCGCGAGAAAGCACACCUAGCCCAUAAACUGCGUACCGAGCUCGACUUCACUGACCGACAACACGAGGAGGCACUGGCUGCGCUCUCCGCUGAAAGAGACUCUUUGCGCUCACAUCUCAAUAUGCUACGCGAUGAGAACAUAACGCUGACUCACGUGCGACGCGAUUACGAAGACGCGUGUGACCGACUGUGCAACAGCGAGCUGGCGCUCGGUGAGACUAGACAGGAGCUGGACAAAUGCAAAAGGAAUAACAGAGUUUUGGAGGAACAUGUCUCCGAACUGGAGAUCGAGAAAUCGGCCCUGCAAGAACUUCUUACCAAGUCAAAAGACGAGUGCCAUCGCAUCAAUGAGAUGUACGCGUCGCGACAGUCCGCGUUGCUCGAGGAAAAUGAGACCCUCAAAACGGAAAAUGCCGAUUUGAGCACGCGGCUGCAGGACCAGGAGGAGUUUAUGCAGCAGAUUAUUAAGGAAAAGGUACUCCUAGAGAUGGAGCUAAAGGAGUUGUUGAACAAAUCGAACCAGACCCAACUCCGUCUUGACCGGUCCAUCGACGUCUCAUACACUGACGAGCAAAUGCUCACGGCACUCGACACGCUUAACGCUGACAGCCGCUUCACAUCCGAACACCAACUUCUUGACGAAGAAUCAUUCUUAUGCGCGUUAAAGGAAGAUCAAGGUCGACCCACUAAUAUGUCUUUAUUUGACGAGAUCCGACUCAGCUUCUGUCUUCCACGACAAAACGCAAGUGAAGUCAACGAAAAUCAAUUUGAUAACUGCAUAGAUAAUUUUGAAAAUUGUUGCUUUACCAUUGGAACUCAAACUGAUGAAGACUUUGAUGAAAAUGACGGAUCCAAAUAUGAUAGUGGAGAAAGUCUAAUAUCACAAACCGAAAUAGUUGACAAAUAUACUCAAGGAACACAGACAGAAGAUUAUAUCUGCGAUUGUAAAGUACAAGACAAUAGUACACAACCGGAAUUAGUGACAAUCGAAAGUUCAAAAGAAACAAACAAUAAUAUCGAAUGCAUAAAAUGUUUUCAAUGUGAAAAGCUUCACAAUUACUCGACCAAAUUAGAAUGUGAUUUAAAGUUAUCCCAAACGACGAUAAAAGACUUACAACAAGAACUUGCCACUUAUGAGGGUAAUUUGGAUUUGUUAGAUAAGUUUCUAGACGAAGGCAAAGAUACGAAUAAUUACUUGCAAACUGUGGUACAUAGCUUGCAAUCGAAACUUGGUAUUUUGGAAGCGGCGGUUAUGGAACAGACAGACAGAUUGGACGUUUUGAACAACGAUAAAUGUAGCGCUGAAUGUCAGACUGAAAGCGAUGUAAUGUCAGUGUCUACUCAAGUGGAAGUACCAUGCGCAGAUUGCGUGAAACGAAACACAGUCGUGCCCCACAGCGGCUUAAGGCGAUAUUUGUGGGAUCCCCUCAAAUGUCUAUUCCAAAUCUUCGCUGUGGUGUGUUUUCUCUGCGCCGUUUCCGUGCUAUACGGCGUGUCACGCCGCUGGAAUGCGCGUUGCGUAAGGGACGCCUCCCCGGUGCCUUGGAGGUGGUUCAAUGCUCAGGACUUCAUGGACUUAUUGCUGAGGAUAGAAUACGUUGCCGAUGUGCCAAUGUAAAUUUUAAAAUUGCAAUUCGUCAUGAAAUGAAACUUUUUUUUUCGGAACUAAAUCCAUAAAAGACACCAAAAAGUUUGUUUGAAACAACAAAUGAGUAUACGCUAUUUAGAUCCGAAACAAAUUUCAAUACCAAUACAUAGCAAUCACUAAAACUAAAGCCUAAGAACUAGUUUGUUAAAUUAAUUUAAGUAUUCGAAUCAAAGUUAAACAAGUGAAAUUGAUUAAUAAAUACUGGAAAUUUGCUGUAAUUUUAGGUUAAAGGUGUACCCAAUCUACAUGUAUAUUUUAAACUUUGGAAUUUUGAAUAUAUAAAACUGUGUUCAUACCAUUGUGUUCAUGUAAUCUAAAGGUAGAACUUGGUGGACGCGUCAGUAUACCUCUGACGCUUGGUAUAUUCAAUGUUCAAAUAUAUUUUAAACUUUCGAGUUUUGAACACAUAAAACUGUUCACACAAUUGUGUUCAUGUAAUUUAAUUGUUGUUCGACAGUGCAGUUUUAAAUUUCAUUUAUUAAAUGAAUCCUUGCCGCAGAGCACAUAUGUAAUUCGAAAGCAAAUCGUCUUCCGUACAAAGUAUGUAAAUUGCAGCGCCUGUGGAAAAUUUAGAAUAAGUCGUUGAAUGUCACGGACCCUUUUGUAACGCCUCUAUAUCGUAGGUUACAUUAAUCAAUUGGAAAAAAUCUAAUAUGUUGCACUACAGGGAAAUGACGGCCCAAAUGUCACAGGGAUCAUUUUAUUUCUAGGCGUACAAACGAUAUUUGUAUUUUCUCUGAUUUGAAUCACUUGCAAGCGACAUCCGAAGUGGGUACGGUCCGAGUUUUGUAGAUUUGUAUGGUCUCGAAUUCGGCACGAAUAUUUAUCGGAUUGAGGGCGCAAACGCGCUAACUUGAAAUUGUAUAAUUGAAAAAACACGAUUUAAAAAAAAUGGAUAACUAAAUAUGUAUAAAUAAAAAUAAUUACAUUAUUCGCAAUAACAUACUUUCAGUAUUUUUCUAAUUUUCAAACUUAUGAUAAUGGUCUUAUGUUUUAAGACCCAAAGACGGAAUGCAGACUGUAGUGUAGACCACGAUACGAAAUCCAAGUAUUGUAUAAAACUUUAAAGACAGGUGAAAAUUAAAGUUGUGAUUUGGUGGUGAACAUUAAAAUUAAUUAAUAAGUAGAACAAAAUUUAGAUGCGUUUGUGUUAAUGAUUUAUAACUUCUAUUUACAAUU
Messenger RNA from Hyposmocoma kahamanoa, 3277 nucleotides. RefSeq lists its product as uncharacterized. The transcript has 11 exons. The record is from RefSeq and is a predicted model, not a curated record. NCBI's taxonomy places the organism in Eukaryota, Metazoa, Arthropoda, Insecta, Lepidoptera, Cosmopterigidae. The coding region runs from base 50 to 2068 and encodes 672 amino acids.